Messenger RNA from Fomitiporia mediterranea MF3/22, 1530 nucleotides. RefSeq lists its product as uncharacterized. The record is from RefSeq and is a predicted model, not a curated record. NCBI's taxonomy places the organism in Eukaryota, Fungi, Basidiomycota, Agaricomycetes, Hymenochaetales, Hymenochaetaceae. The transcript is spliced from 5 exons. Bases 1 to 1530 code for a protein of 509 amino acids.
AUGGGAACUAGUUGUACAAUAACAUAUCGCUGCAAUGGAAUUAAUUUCAUACGAAGACGCUGGAGCGACGGAUACGCGGAAAGGCCUGGCGCUGGACAAGAACUCGUAGACAGUGUUCCCCCUGACAGCGACGCUUACAAAGAUAAUACUGUAAAAGUGUGGCUCGAGAAUACCAGGGCUUUCUAUAAAAGUGAAUGGGAAAGGAUUAAGAAGCUGGAUGAAGAAAAUAAAGAUCUCGACGAAAACAAGGGAGAUUACGAUCCUUAUCUUUACAGGCCGAGAAAAGACCUGCCGGAACUAUACUGCGAUUUCAACUACACUAUCGACCUCGAUGCCGAACGGUUCUGCGUCUACGAUGCUGCGUUUCCUCUUUGGAACAUUCCACGAGGCGAUAAUGGCGAAGACUGGUUACAACACAUAGCUAUCGUUGGAGUUACAAAUAAUAAAUGUGUCUUGUGGCCUGAUACGCCAAGGCAAUAUCGAGUUGCGAUUGAGCCAACACCUGUCUCGGAGGUCGGGCUUGCUGUUUACCAGGCGUUGACGCAGAAUGUUGAAAUAAUUGACGAAUCCGCUUGGAUGACUUUCAAUACCGACCAUCCGAGGCUGGCCCUUGCGUCUGCUAAUACUCGCGGUCUCAUGAUGUGCCACAACUGCCAAAUUAACUCUGCGGUGCUGACGCGCGAAGGUGGCAAACCAUUCCACUCCUAUUCUGAGCUUCUGUUACGCGCUGCAUCUCCUGGUGGACUUACACUGGCCUUCAGGCCGAGCACGCAUAACAAUGAUGGUAAUGAAAAGGGCGAUGGAGGAGAGGGUGAGGGUGAGGAGGACGGGGAUGACAAGGCGAAUCGCAAUACCGGAAAGCCAUUGUACAGCUUCUAUAGGUACCGAGGCUGUAUAGUGUUCGUUACGGAAGAUUGCUCGACCCCAGGCCAUUUACAAGCCAAUAUUGGCCUUGCCGUCGGACACGCACGUGAAACCGGAACGAAUAAUUGCACCGUAAUCAUUUUUUCCAUUCGGCAUGUCGCUGUAGCAGUUUUAACUGGUGUAAUCUCAGGCCCGCUGCAAGUCGCUCACACCCGUGCACAGCCUUUCCUAGAGGGAUUUGGUGACGGGGGACUUGAAAAAGAUGUUCUUCUCCAUAUAAUGGAGUUAGUCGAUUCCGAUACGCACACCGCGUUCAGCCUGCUAUCCGCUCUGAGAAGAAACGGGGCGCAUGCCACUCUGAUCAUCUUCUAUCGAGUGUUCCCCUUCUACGGCAAUUGCAAUGAUGGCAGGCACUGCUGCUUGUGUCCCAAUCUGUGCAUCGGUAAAAAGUGCAUGUAUCGUCUAUAUCUGAAAUCACUGCCUGGAAGUAUUGGGUUGUAUCGAAAUGUAGAGGCGCACUACGAGCAUAGGGGUACAUAUAGGGAAGAGGAUUACUCUUCAGUGAGAAGAGAGCCUUGGAGGACAAACUAUUCCGGUCUCUUUGCUUUGAACGCGAGCAAUGUUUGCAAGGUCUGCACGACAUACUUUGAUAGGCAAGAAUCGUAA